AUGCCAAGCAAGAAAAACAAAAAGAAAGCCCGCCGCAACACCGCUCGACAGCAGAAGAACGACACAACGGAUGCACAAGAUGAACCACCAGUCAAUAAGCCAGUCGAUGGCAACGACCUGGAUAAAGAGGAAGACGAAGACAUGGAUGACCCAUCCCCAACACCACCGCUAGUACCGGAGAACAGACCUGAAGUCGGCGAUUGGGUAAUAGAUAUCAUUCGCAAAUUCACCAAAGACCGUGGCGAUGAUGUGAUGAAUAAGCUGUUCUUGACAGAUGAACCUAGUUUCAAGGAC
Messenger RNA from Aspergillus pseudotamarii, 294 nucleotides. RefSeq lists its product as uncharacterized. The record is from RefSeq and is a predicted model, not a curated record. NCBI's taxonomy places the organism in Eukaryota, Fungi, Ascomycota, Eurotiomycetes, Eurotiales, Aspergillaceae. The annotation marks the transcript as partial. The transcript has a single exon.